This is a messenger RNA of Maylandia zebra (zebra mbuna), 6710 nucleotides long. It is a transcript of the gene prkcbb, whose product is annotated as protein kinase C, beta b. Gene Ontology annotation, molecular function: ATP binding; diacylglycerol-dependent serine/threonine kinase activity; zinc ion binding. The record is from RefSeq and is a predicted model, not a curated record. NCBI's taxonomy places the organism in Eukaryota, Metazoa, Chordata, Actinopteri, Cichliformes, Cichlidae. Gene Ontology annotation, biological process: protein phosphorylation.
CUUUGAAGAAAAAAGGAGGAAGCAGAGGGGAGGCAGUGUAGCGGCAGCCGUCUGCUCAACCGGAGGACAAGACAACUUAAUCAGAGAAGGAAAAAAAUAACCAAACUACCGAAAACUAUCCAUAAGCUGGUCCCAGCACCGCCGACAACACCUCCUCUCGGAACAACCCACGAAAGAAAGACUUUCCGCCUCUCCAGAGAGCGUCUGUUUCUGGCACCUGCAACUUGAGGUAGUUCAUUUCCAACAACCAUUAAGGCAGCUGCUUGAAAACACCGGGAGAAUGGCAGACUCGGCGGCGGCCAACAGUGAUGGGGAGGACGGACCCCGCGAGCCUAUGCGGGGCUUCGCGCGCCAGGGAGCUCUCCGGCAGAAGAACGUGCACGAGGUGAAGGACCACAAAUUCAUCGCGCGCUUCUUCAAGCAGCCCACCUUCUGCAGCCACUGCACCGACUUCAUCUGGGGUUUUGGGAAGCAGGGAUUUCAGUGUCAAGUGUGUUGUUUCGUGGUUCACAAACGUUGCCAUGAGUUCGUCACUUUCUCCUGCCCAGGUGCUGAUAAAGGGCCCGCGUCAGACGACCCGAGGUCAAAGCACAAGUUUAAGAUCCACACCUACUCCAGCCCCACCUUCUGUGACCACUGUGGCUCCCUACUCUAUGGCCUCAUACACCAGGGAAUGAGAUGUGACCACUGUAUGAUGAACAUCCAUAAGCGAUGUGUGGCCAACGUGCCGAGCCUGUGUGGCACAGACCACACUGAGAGGAGAGGUCGCAUCCAGAUCACCGCCGAGGUUAAGACCAAUGUUCUCACUGUUACCAUCAAAGAGGCCAGGAAUCUGGUUCCCAUGGACCCCAACGGUCUGUCAGACCCUUAUGUGAAGCUUAAACUGAUCCCGGAUCCCCGCAGCGAGAGUAAACAGAAGACCAAGACCAUAAAGUGCUGCCUCAACCCCACCUGGAACGAGACCUUUAAAUUCCACCUGAAAGAAUACGAUAAGGACCGCCGUCUGUCAGUGGAGAUGUGGGACUGGGACCUGACCAGCCGCAAUGACUUCAUGGGAUCACUGUCCUUUGGCAUCUCGGAGCUCCAGAAACAAGGGGUGGAUGGAUGGUUUAAGCUGCUCUCCCAGGAAGAAGGCGAGUACUUCAAUGUACCCGUCCCUCCGGAGGGGGAGGAGGGCAACGAGGAGCUACGGCAGAAAUUUGAGAGGGCUAAAAUUGGUCCGGGGAAGAACACAGAAGGGAAGUCAGCCAACGCCGCAUCCCGGUUCGACUCCAAUGGCAACCAAGACCGCAUGAAGUUGUCUGACUUUAACUUCCUCAUGGUGCUGGGCAAGGGCAGCUUUGGCAAGGUGAUGCUGGCAGAGCGCAAAGGAACCGAGGACUUGUACGCUGUAAAGAUCCUGAAGAAGGACGUCGUGAUCCAAGAUGAUGACGUAGAGUGCACCAUGGUGGAGAAGAGAGUGCUAGCUUUAUCUGGAAAGCCCCCGUUCUUAACACAGCUGCACUCUACCUUCCAGACUAUGGACCGUUUGUAUUUUGUCAUGGAGUACAUAAACGGCGGAGAUCUCAUGUAUCAGAUACAGCAGGUCGGCAAGUUCAAAGAACCUCACGCUGUAUUCUACGCUGCAGAGAUAGCGAUUGGUCUGUUUUUCCUACAUCAAAAGGGCAUCAUCUACAGAGACCUGAAGCUGGACAAUGUAAUGCUGGACUGUGAGGGCCACAUUAAAAUAGCAGACUUUGGCAUGUGUAAAGAGAAUAUGAAUGAUGGAAUCACAACCAAGACCUUCUGUGGCACACCGGAUUACAUUGCUCCUGAGAUUAUAGCCUACCAGCCUUACGGGAAAUCUGUGGACUGGUGGGCCUUUGGCGUCUUGCUCUACGAGAUGCUGGCUGGACAGCCUCCAUUUGACGGAGAGGAUGAAGAUGAGUUAUUUCAGUCAAUCAUGGAGCACCACGUCUCCUAUCCCAAGUCAAUGUCCAAGGAGGCUGUCGCUAUCUGUAAAGGGCUGAUGACAAAGCAUCCAGCGAAACGCCUGGGCUGUGGUCCAGAGGGGGAGAGAGACAUCAGAGAGCACAGCUUCUUCCGCUACAUGGACUGGGAGAAACUGGAGAACAAGGAGGUGCAACCACCCUUCAAACCGAGAGCCUGUGGACGAGAUGCCGAAAACUUUGACCGUUUUUUCACACGCCACCCGCCAGUGCUGACCCCUCCAGAUGAGGAAGUGAUUCAGAAUCUGGACCAAGACGAGUUCCAGGGAUUCUCCUUUAUCAACCCAGAGUUCACAGGAAAUGCUGCUGCCACCACUGCCACCGAGCAGGCUUGAUUACAGCUCACGCAUGGACACAUGGACACACACGCAAACAUACACAACUGUUUCUUCAGGAUCAAUCCCUACCUAACCCUGAGAUACACGCACGCAUGCGCAAACGUGCCAUCUUAAAUUUCUGAUGAUUUCUGAUGAUUGUGUCGUUAAACUGACAGACAAAGUAAGGUUUUAUGAGAAGAACACACAUUGUUCACACUGUUGCAGCUUGGAUAAUUUGUUGGCCCCUUCUUGAGAUUUAAAAGCUUGAUUUCGUGUGCUGUAGCACGAUUUAAUUACAGAUUUCAUUGAGAGCUUUGGAUAAAUGCAUUUAUACAAAUUUGUCACGAUUAAACACAAUCAAAUCACAGCUGUAACUUAGUACAGUGCAGCAUACAGUAUGCAGUUAGCCUUUUCUUAGCACUGAGAGGGUUAUUACUAUACAUCAAUCAUCCGCAACAUUAAAACCACCUGGCUUUUGUUGCCUAAAUCCCUCUCAUAUCACCAGAACAGCUCUGACUCAUUGCAGACACACAAGAGUCCCUGAGAUGUCCUGUGAUAUCGAGCACCAAGAUGUCAGCAGCAGAUCGUGUAAGUUAGAUCUGGGGAAUUUGGAAGUUAAGACCUUGAGCUCUUUAAAAGCAUUCCUGAAGACGUUUUGCAGCAUUAUGCUGCAAAGUCAAAAGCUGCUGGUGUGUUAUUCAUUUCUGCUGUCGGUGGUUUAAGUGUUGCGGAUGAUCGUUCUAAACCAGUUUAGAAAAAUAGCGUGCAUGACACAGUACAUACCAAGAAGCAUCUGACGUGCUUUCUAAAUCUGUCUUUUUUUUCAUCUUGGGUGAUUUUCAAAUUGUGUUGCUUGCAGUGUGAACAAAGAGUUUGGGUUUAAUUUAGCAUGCGCAAUCAGAUAAAGGAUUAGAAAUUAAUUAGGAUCUUUUAAAGUUCAUAAAUCAUGGAUUUCGAAACCGAGGGACCAAAAUAAUUGGAUUUCAUAUAGCACAGUUAGGGUGUGACUAAAAGGGUGAUUAUAUUUUAAUAAAUGCAUUUACUAAAACUUUUACAAUCUAACUAUAGGAUUUCACAACUAAACAACCGCGAGAUGUCCUGUGUAACAUAGCUUUGGCACUCCAUUUUCUAACUUUUAUUCAGGUGGGAAAUGUGAUUUAGCUUUUCUUUUACCCAUUCCUCAGCUUUUCCAGUGCAUUUUGAUAAGCCUAUAAUUUUAGUGUGCUUCUUAGUGGGCUUAUAUUAAUAAUAGUGUCUGUGUGUUUAUACCUAUAAACUGGAAUGCUUGACAUGCAUGCAUGAGUUUCUAUAUCAAGAGUAGCCCUGGACCUUAUCUCCCAACUGCAUUUUAGCAUAUUUGCUCAUGGAGUAUUAUUUUAAUAAUUAAUACUGCGAGUUUUCAGGUUUGUACCACAAAUAUCAGAUUGCAUGUAAUUUCUGUCCAUAAAAAAUGCUGUUGGGAAAUGUAGUCUUUACCGAGGGUUUGAGUCAGACAAAUAGAUAAUGCCAUUUCUUGUACUCUGAUCUGAUGUCUGUUAAGCAGUAUUUAAGCGAUGAAAAAGACUAGCAGUUAUUUCUUUGUGUUUUAUAAAAGCAUGAUUCCAAUAUCUGACCAUUUGUUUACAGUGUGUGUGUGUGUGUGUGUGUGUGUGUGUGUGUGUGUGUGUCGGUAUAAGCGUGUUUGUGUUAGGGAACAAGUACUGUCUAUGCAAACACACUUAUGUGUUUGCAUUUUUGUGAGUCCAUACAACCUUUUACUUUUGUUAGCGUGGUAAAUGUCGGCAGCCCUCUUUAAAUCGAGCAGUAUUAAUGUGGUAGAGGCAGAAUAGAAAAAUCUAUUUGCAUUUUAGGAAAGAAAUAAAAGAAAUUAGAAUAAAAUGGCUUCUUUGCAAACAGUCUCCAACUACUUUCUGACUGGCAGUGAAACUUGAAGUAAAUUUGCCACAAACUGGAGACAGUUUGGCCUUUCUAGUUUUGCAUUGCACUUCUCAUGGUUUCACUGCUUCAGUUGGUGAGAGUUUGAAGAAAAGUUUUAAAGGUGAGCAACGCAAUCCCAAGAAGGUUUUUGGUGCAGCAUCAUCGUAUACCUCUUUUAGAUCAAGUUCACAUAGCAGUGCAUCAAUCAAUCUCUAGCAUCAACCAGUUGACGAGUCUCCACUCAUAUCCACUAAUAUCUACUGGUAUCCACUAGUAUCCUCUCAUCAAGUGGUUGAUGCUAGGGGUCACAGGUUGGUCUCUAGGUCUGUGCGGCUAGGGCUUUAGAAAGUCCAAAAAAUUUUUAGUUUGGAUGAACAGUGAUGCCAAAUUCCACCUCUGUAGACCUUGGAAAGCACCACCUCAAACACACAGCUGAUUUGCAGGUUAGGAUUUCUUGUCUGAAAGUCAAAAGCGGGCCCAGGUCUCUGCUGUCAAAAUGCAUGUUUAAGUCCUUGAGCAUCUUUAAAAGUCACUUAGCCUAUGAAAAGUUUCUUUAAGGACAGAGAAACAGAAAAUCAGAACAAUAUAUCAGGCUUUCCUGGGUUUUUGGUCUACUUUUCUAGAAGUAGGAGUUGAGGUUUAACCCACUGUGAUUUGCUGUCUGUGUUUGCCAUAAGAAUAACUGGGACAGAAGGUAAUGUUACAGUAGGCCUGCUGAAGUAGAAAACUCUGUGUUUUCUCUUUUGUUUUCCCUAGCAAGCAAUAAUCCUGUUAGUGAUUUACAUAUUGAGGUGGUGAGGUUAGCAGUACGUCUGUUCAGCUCAGGCUUUGUGUCUCUUUGACUCUAGCCACUUAUUAAAGAGGGACAGUGGAGGAGGUCGUUGGGGGGGUUUGUUUGUCUGCAAAGUUGGUGCGUUAACACUCUGGUUCAGUAACUUUCUUCUUGUAUAUCUGCAGCUGAUGGUUUUUGUUCUGGUGGCAGUUGGAGGUCUUCAGGCAUCCACUUGAUCAGAGUUGAAUGGGAUCUUUAUAAUGCAUAGUUUAAAUGUUAAUUAUUGUUAUUGCCAUCAAACGUAACUCUUUAAAAUGAGUUUAGGAGAAAAUAUCAAGGUUUUUUUUUUUUUAAUUGACCUUACUUGAGAUUGGGUAGAAUAUAUCCUCUAUGUCCCCACCAAAGUAUUGAAAGUCUUGGUGCAGGAGGUACCAUUUACUUGCAGAUCCACUUAUUAUUUGAUAGCCAAAAAAGCAACUGCAGGAAUGUUUAGAUCCAGUAUAAUUAUCCUAUUCAAAUAUAAUUCCCUUUUGUGAAAAUUAUUUGGCACACCUGGAUGUUUGCUUAGGUUUAGGGGUUCAUCAUUUAUACUGGGAUUAGGUGAUAGAUUGCAAUUAUCCUGUCGGCUUCAGUCCAAACAAGCGAUGCUAGCAGAUUGUAGAGGUUUGUGCACUGCGUAGAAAUGCUAUCAUACAGUAAAUUCACUUGAAUGAGUGGCAGCUAUCAGUGAUGCUAAGAAGCUUUAAAAGAUAACAGUAAAUUAAUCAUAUGUGACAGCUAUACUCACAGUAAUGUCUGAUUUAGCUAUAGUUGCACAUACUCUGGGCUUCUUCAAUGAUUGUAAUUUUCUUAAUUCAUUACUUUUUUUUAAAAAUGGUAGAUAUAAAAGAGCCCUGUCGCCUACAGAUAGAGUUAAGGUUGUGUCUAAGGUGAGGAAGGGUUAGCAGGAAACUGACAUCGCUAAGAUUUUUUAUCAUCAUCAUUUUGUCGCAGAAUACUGUAACACACGGUCCCUCUAAUCCAAUCAGAUGCGAGCAGAGACAGAGGCCUAUAAUAUACCGUAAUUUGGCUUUUGAUUAAAGCGGUCUCGUUUGGAUGUCUUUUGAGUUUAAAUGCUGAGUUCAGCAGGGGAGAACAUUUCAGUUUUCUAUCGUUUUUCUUGAGUGUGAAUGAAAAUGUGUUUUAUGACUCGAUGUCGCCUGUGUCUACUUUCUAUGUCGAACCUCCAUUGUCAGUAUUUAUUUCAGCCACUGAAAUCUAACAGCAACAGCAACUAUAGAAAUAUAUAUAUAAUGAAACAUAUAUAUUACUGUUAAAAACUGAUAUAUACAUAUAAUUAUACAUGUGGAGGGGAAGAGAAGUCUUGCUCCAGGAUUUGUGUCUGUUUCGAUGAUUCCUUCCUGCUGAUGGAGAAGCAAAAAAGGACUGUGCAUGAAAAAAACAACUUUUUUUUAACCUUUUUUAUUAGUUAGAUAUGAUAUAUAUUUAACAUAUUAGGAUGAUCCAUGUUUCUGUGUCAGCAGUGCUUCAAAGACUGUGUGAUUCCAGCUACUGUUAUUAACGUUAUGUAUGAGCAUAGGUAUAUACUGAAAAAAGGAAAGAAAAAAAUGCUUUAAAAAUGCUUUCCAUGUGCCAUUCUUUUUUCUUUUCUUUUUUUUUGCUUGUUUUUCAAGAAAAGCCGACAUACCCAAAAUAAAGAAUUUCAAUGACGCAUUA